AUGUUCAAUUCAACCAGACGUCAAUUGAUUCGUAGCAUUAAAUCUUCUUCUAUUGCAUCAUCAUCAUCAUCAACAACAACAUCAUUGAAGAGAGGAUAUGCUAUUACUAAAAUUCCAUUACCUUCUCUUUCACCAACAAUGACUUCGGGUGAAAUUGUCCAAUGGUUGAAGAAGGAAGGUGAUAAAAUCUCUGUUGGUGAUUCCUUGUGCGAAAUCAGAACAGAUAAAUCAGUAUUGGAUUUUGAAUCAACUGAAGAAGGUAUUUUGGGUAAAAUUAUCAUUCCUGGUGGAACAAAGAAUAUUGAAAUGGGUGCAACUAUUGGCUAUCUUGUUGAUAAAUUGGAUGAAAUUAAGAACAUUCCUACAACAUCUACUCCUGUUAGUAGUACUCCUGCUAGUACUCCAACAACAACAACAACCUCUACUACACCAGCCAGUACUUCUACUACUUCAUCAAGUGCUUGUAGUAAUUGGAAGGAUAGAAUGAAUCACUCUGCUCCAUUGUGUCCAUCUGUUCUUCGUAUUUUGAAUGAAAACACUUGGAUUCAUGUAAAGGAUAUUAAAGCAACUGGUAGAGGAGGUAGACUUACCAAGACUGACUUGAUUAAUUAUAUGAAUAAUAGAUCAUGCUCUUCAAACAAUGCUAUUGAUGCUUCUCCAAGAAUUACUAUUAACACAACAUCAACUCCACAACCAACCACAACUACUACUGCCACUCCAACUCCUCAAUCCACCAAGCCAACAGAAACCAAGCCACAACCAACCACUGCUGCUACUGCUGCUUCUUCACCAAUUAAAACAGCUGCAUUCAAUGAUAUUGAAACAACACAAAUUAGAAAGAUUAUUGCUUCUAGAUUACUUGAAUCUAAACAAAACAUUCCACACAGUUAUUAUACCAUUCAACCAAGAAUUGAUAAAUUAUUGAGUAUUAAGAAUAAGCUUGCAGAAAAGGGAGUUAAGGCCAGUGUUAAUGAUAUUAUUAUUUAUUGUGCUGCUAGAGCUUUACAAAGAGUUCCAGAAUGUAAUGUAAUUUUCAAUCUCAAUGGACAUACUCAAGUUGAAAAUAUUGAUAUUUCAUUUGCUGUUGCUACUCCAACUGGUUUAAUUACACCAAUUAUUCCAAAGACAAAUACUAAGAGUAUUGAACAAAUUGCUGCCUCUGUUAAGGAAUUAGGUAAGAGAGCUAAGGAAAACAAAUUGAAACCAGAAGAAUUCCAAGGUGGUUCUUUCUGUAUUUCAAAUCUUGGAAUGUUUGGUAUUCAACAUUUUGCUGCUGUUAUUAAUCCACCUCAUGGUAUCAUUCUUGCAAUUGGUGGUUCUGAAAAGAAACCUAUUUUUGAAACUGAAUCUUUAGAUUUGGAUAACAUGUCAACUGAAGAUAUUAGUAUUAAUGAUGUUCAAAUUGGUACUUUUAUGAGUGUUACUGCAGCUUGUGAUUCGAGAGCAAUUGAUGGAGUUACUGCUGGUAAAUUUAUGAAGGUUUUGAGAGAAGAAUUGGAAUUUGAUCUUUCUCUUUAAAUCAUCUAAUAAUUCAAUUAAUUACUUCUCUCUUAAAAUAUUAAAACAGUAUUUGUUUUGCUUUU
This is a messenger RNA of Naegleria gruberi, 1583 nucleotides long. Its product is annotated as dihydrolipoamide acyltransferase. The transcript has a single exon. Gene Ontology annotation, molecular function: acyltransferase activity. The coding region runs from base 1 to 1518 and encodes 505 amino acids. Gene Ontology annotation, biological process: pyruvate decarboxylation to acetyl-CoA. Lineage: Eukaryota; Heterolobosea; Eutetramitea; Acrasida; Naegleriidae. The record is from RefSeq and is a predicted model, not a curated record. Gene Ontology annotation, cellular component: mitochondrion; pyruvate dehydrogenase complex.